AUGGCAGACGUUGAGAUGACGGAAGCAAGGUUGGACACAGCAGAGGGAAGCAUAUCAUCUGAAUACGUGGAGUUCUGGAUCGACCUGUUUUUAGGACGCAAGGGACACGAAUACUUUUGUGAUGUGGAUACGGACUAUAUCACUGACCGGUUUAACCUCAUCAACCUGCAAAAGACCGUUAACAAGUUCACUCAAGUUAUCCAGUACAUCGUGGAUGAGCUGGACGAUGGCGUCCUGGAGCAGAUGUCCAGCGCACGGCUGGAGCAGCUGGAGCACGACGCCCGCAAGUUGUAUGGCUUGAUUCACGCACGGUACGUGAUUACGAUCAAGGGUCUUCAAAAGAUGCUGCAGAAAUACAAGGAGGCAGACUUUGGACGGUGUCCGCGCGUUUACUGCAACUUCCAACCGCUGCUGCCCGUAGGGCUGCAUGACACGCCGGGCGUGGACUGCGUAAAACUUUACUGCCCAUGUUGCGAGGAUCUCUACAUUCCCAAGUCUUCACGGCACAGCGCUAUUGACGGUGCGUAUUUUGGCACCAGUUUCCCAGGGAUGUUUCUUCAGGCGUUCCCGGAGAUGGUGCCGCCUCGCCCUGUGAAGCGGUACGUGCCCCGUAUUUUUGGCUUCGAACUUCACAAGCAGGCGCAGGUCGCACGCUGGCAAGAGCUACAGCGUCGCAAGUUAGUGCAUUCGCUGGAGCAGCGCGGCAUUGACGGGGGCUGGAAGUAG
This is a messenger RNA of Lachancea thermotolerans CBS 6340, 726 nucleotides long. RefSeq names its product casein kinase 2 regulatory subunit CKB2 (gene CKB2). Gene Ontology annotation, molecular function: protein kinase regulator activity. Bases 1 to 726 code for a protein of 241 amino acids. The record is from RefSeq and is a predicted model, not a curated record. The transcript has a single exon. Gene Ontology annotation, cellular component: protein kinase CK2 complex; cytoplasm. NCBI's taxonomy places the organism in Eukaryota, Fungi, Ascomycota, Saccharomycetes, Saccharomycetales, Saccharomycetaceae.